UGAGGAUAAUUUCAACCCCCCAUAAAACUGGAACUGCACCAUCUGAAGAAAUCGACGACAAGAAAACCGCAGCUAGUGAUGUUAGUAAUGUUACUGGCGUCACACAAAUCGAACCUUUGCCCGACUCGGCAAACUACCUGCAGUUGCUAGAACGCAAAUUGCAAAGGGUUCAAAAGGGUAGCAAACUUUUGGAUUCGCUGCAGGAGAAGAAACAGGAUUGUAUGCGUAAUCUGUUGGCUGCAUCAGCGGACACAACACUUGAGCAGCUGCUUGAUCUCGAUACGCCCAUCGAAAGUGGUCGCUUGCAUCGCCAUCUGCUGCCCGUGCAGGCGGUGACGGUGGGUGAAACACUGCACAUUGUCAAACACGACGCUCUCGAAGAGCAGAUCGAGCAAGAGCAGCAGCUGGAAUUGGAGUUGGAGCAAGUGAAGCAGGAAGGGGAAAGUAACUAA
Messenger RNA from Drosophila sulfurigaster albostrigata, 452 nucleotides. RefSeq lists its product as uncharacterized. NCBI's taxonomy places the organism in Eukaryota, Metazoa, Arthropoda, Insecta, Diptera, Drosophilidae. The coding region runs from base 222 to 452 and encodes 76 amino acids. The record is from RefSeq and is a predicted model, not a curated record. The transcript is spliced from 2 exons.